Messenger RNA from Striga asiatica, 342 nucleotides. The record is from the annotation of a GenBank genome assembly. Lineage: Eukaryota; Viridiplantae; Streptophyta; Magnoliopsida; Lamiales; Orobanchaceae.
AUGCAGAUAUUCGUCAAAACUUUGUCCGGCAAAACCAUUACAGUCGAGGCUGGUUUUUCCGACUCCAUCGAUUAUGUCAAGGAUAAGAUUCACCUCAAGGAAGGAAUUCCACCAAAUCAACAACGUUUGAUUUUCGCCGGAAAGCAACUCGAAGAUGGACACACUCUCUCUGACUAUAACAUUGUCAAAGAGUCUACUUUGCAUUUGGUUUUGAGGCUUAGGGGUGGUGGCACUGCCAAGUUUGCACCGUCUCUCUUGGCAUUGGCUCUGAANUGCACCCUCGGGCUACCAACUUUGAGGCCGAAAUCAUUAUUGUACAAGCAUUGGAAGUAUAUUCCGUGA